AUGUCUCUCCCCCAUCCCCAUUCCACCUUCCCACCACCUUGCUGCGGCGCCUCCAAAGACCUCCUCCGCUCGAUCUCCACAUCUCUCACCCCUAACCCAACUCGACAUCGAACGCCGCCUCCGCCCCCGCCGACUUCGUCCUCCCGCUACGACGCCCUCAUCCGAGCCCAUGUCGAAUCCCAUCGCCCCUACUCCGCCCUCCUCCUAUUCAACUCCAUGCUCCGCACUUGUUCUCCCGAUAAGUUCACCUUCCCCCUCGCCCUCAAAGCGUGCGCGCAUCUCUCGGCCGUUGACGAGGGCGAGCAAAUCCACUCCAUGAUCGUGAAAUCCGAGUUCGUCCCCACCGAUGAUGUCCACGUAUCCACUUCUCUCAUGCGCAUGUACGCCCUCUGUGGUCGGAUUGAUGCUGCUCAGCAGUUGUUCGAUAAAAUGCCCAAUAGGAACGUCGUCUCCUGGAACACUUUGCUUGAUGGGUUCGUGAAGUCCGGGGACAUCGAUUCUGCUUACCAGGUGUUCGACGCAAUGCCUGAGAGAAAUGUCGUUUCUUGGAACUCCAUGACCGCCGGGUUUGUAAAGAACGAUUUGCCUCGGGAGGCUCUUAUGCUCUUUAUAGAGAUGAUGGUUUCCGGCCUGGUGCCCGAUGAGUACACGAUGGCGAGCGUGAUCUCCGCCAUUUCUGAUCUCGGUCUUCUUGAUUUAGGUCGAAGGGCUCACGGGUAUGUUACUCGUCGCGGCUUCUUGCUUUGCAGAGCUCUCGGCGUGGAGUUACUUAACAUGUAUAUAAAGUGUGGAGACAUUGGGAUUGCUUACCAAGUUUUCUUGAGCAUUUCAGAGAAAAAUGUGAACCACUGGACCGCCAUGAUCGGAGGCUUUGCGGCUCAUGGCCAUGCAGAGGCUUCUAUUCGUCUAUUCUCCGAGAUGAGGAGAUUCGGUGUCGAGCCGAAUUAUGUAACCUUCAUCGGUGUCUUAAAUGCUUGUAGCCAUGGAGGCCUAGUGAAAGAAGGCCUGGAGUAUUUCAACCUCAUGAGAAAUUUGGGUCUCAAACCAAGGAUCCAACAUUAUGGGUGCUUGGUAGAUCUCCUCGGCCGCGCCGGACUGUUAGAACUAGCGAUGAAACUCGUGGGUAGCUUAUCCACAGACCCCGGAUUCAUAGUUUGGAGCGCUUUGCUUGCUGCGUGUGAGAAGCAUGAGAAUGUAGAGAUUGCAGAGAUCAUUGCACAUAAGUUAAGUGCGGCGGAAGCCGAGAAUGGGGGUUGUUAUACUCUUCUCUCUAAUCUUUAUGCUAGGAUGGGAAAAUGGGAGGAUUUCUCAAGAAUGAGAAGGAUGAUAGAGGAGAGUGGGGUUGAGAAGGUUCCUGGAUUUAGUUGGAUUGAGGUGGAUGGUGUUGUGCAUGAGUUUGCUGCAGGCGACAAGUUUCAUUGGAGAAAUCGGGAUAUUUAUCGCAUUUUAGAGGAGAUGAAGCUUAACCUGAGAUCUGCAGGAUAUGAAAAUGUAGCAGGAGAUUCUAUCAGAGAUGGAGAAACCAUUGAUGAAGCUGGAGAAACCCUGGAAGAAGAUUUGAUAUUGGAUAGUUAA
Messenger RNA from Ananas comosus (pineapple), 1575 nucleotides. Its product is annotated as pentatricopeptide repeat-containing protein At5g66520-like. Lineage: Eukaryota; Viridiplantae; Streptophyta; Magnoliopsida; Poales; Bromeliaceae. Gene Ontology annotation, biological process: RNA modification. The transcript has a single exon. The coding region runs from base 1 to 1575 and encodes 524 amino acids. The record is from RefSeq and is a predicted model, not a curated record. Gene Ontology annotation, molecular function: RNA binding; protein binding.